This is a messenger RNA of Corvus hawaiiensis (hawaiian crow), 948 nucleotides long. It is a transcript of the gene MRPL47, whose product is annotated as mitochondrial ribosomal protein L47. The coding region runs from base 48 to 782 and encodes 244 amino acids. Gene Ontology annotation, cellular component: mitochondrial ribosome; mitochondrial large ribosomal subunit. Gene Ontology annotation, molecular function: structural constituent of ribosome. NCBI's taxonomy places the organism in Eukaryota, Metazoa, Chordata, Aves, Passeriformes, Corvidae. Gene Ontology annotation, biological process: mitochondrial translation. The record is from RefSeq and is a predicted model, not a curated record. The transcript is spliced from 7 exons.
GGCAGCUCCCGCCCCGUGCCCCCGGUGCUGUGGGAGGGCGCGGGGUGAUGGCGGCGGCCGCGGCCAUGGCCGCUCUGGGCCGGGGCCUCACGGCCGCGCUCCGACUGCCCCGGGCUCGGCCGGAACUCCCCGGAAUGGUGCUGAAUCUGUACCACAAGAACCUACGAAAAAUUGAGCCCCUCCAUCAGGUGAAGUUCCUGCACACAACUGUGUCUCAGAGGGGUCUGGAGGAGUUUUUUGAUGAUCCAGGAAACUGGGGGGAAAAAAGUGUGAAGUCUGGGGAUUCAUGGAAUAUAAAGCAGCUAAGGGGCAAGAGUAGUGAAGACCUGCACAAACUUUGGUAUGUCCUGCUGAAAGAAAAGAACAUGCUCUUAACUUUAGAGCAAGAAUCCAAACGACAGCGCAAGCCUAUGCCCAGUCCAGAACGAUUAGAAAAGGUAGAAACGUCUAUGAAAAAUAUAGACUUGGUUGUCAGAGAAAGAGAAAUUGCUCUGAGGCUUUUACAAACGGGCCAUGAAAAGCCAGUCCCUGGCGAGUGGAGACACGACUUCUUGGGACGCACCUUCUGGUACAGUUACAAGGAAUGGCCAAUACCGUGGCACUUGAACAAAAAACACAAAAAGAAGAGAUUCUAUUACUUACCUCAUGUGAAUCACUUCAUCAGACUCAGACUUGAAAAAGCUUUACGGAAAAGGGCAAGGCAGCAAAACCUGGAGAGGACGAGGCAGAAGGUCUUGGAAAGGAAGUUCCCUGACCUUGCUGUGAAAUCCCAGAGCCAGUAACAUGCUGGAAGAGCACUGCAAGCAAUCGGUCGAGUGUCUGUGGAACAUGAAUCGUGUUCUGGAACCACAAAUGACUCCACUGAGCAUUCCAGACAGCCUCCAUCUUUUUUUUUUUGUUUUAAUACCACAUUUGACUUUAAUUAAACUUGUGAUCUGGAACUAAAAA